AUGCUCUCUGGAGCCAAGGACAUGAGCUUCACAGACGUUCAUGGAGAAAUCAACGAAAAUGUUGGACAACAUUUGGUUGAUCACUCCAUGAAUGAAGUUUACCGGAGAUACCAUCUCCGAAACACCCGGUGGCGAGGCUUACUCAUGAUUUUAGCCUUUUUCUCCUCCAUCUGUUUCAUCGCAUCGCAAUUCUACGACAUCGACACACCUCUUUCUCCUUUAAUUUCUGCAUCAGCAAUGAACAGUGGACCAGGACUCUUCUCUCAUUUCGGCAAGAAAACAAAAGAUCUGCUGAUGAGAGACUACCAGUCGGAUCAGAAAAUUUCCGUUUCAACGACCAGUGUCACCGGAGUGACACUUACAUCAUCUGCAACAAAUAAAGGCGGUGAGUCCACCGGAGAUGUCGGAGCAAUGUACAAACACAAGAACACGCUAAUUAAUGUCAAAUUCGACGCACAAUCAAAUAUUACAAUGACUUUAACUUUAAAGGAUAUUGCGCCCUCAACGAAUACCACUGCUUCUUUAAAACUGAAUAACUUCAAAUCCAGCAAGAUUGCUACUACAUUAACUUCCACAUAUAUUUUUUUCCCUUCAACAAAGGCAAUUGCUUCAUUAGAACUGCCUGAUUUUAGAUCUGGAAAGCUUGAAGUUCACUACUUUCAUCACCAUGCUACUUUAACAUCAACAGUUGCCUUGAAUCACUCUCCAACCAUUAACAUUUCAGCAACAAUCGGGACUCCAAUUUUUGCCAUGGGUGCAAAGGUAGGCUAUGAGACACCUUCAAGUAAGUUCACAAACUUCACUGUUGGCAUCAGUGUUAACGUACCAGAUUCUACUGCUUCCAUAUUCCUGGGUGACAAAGGGGACACGAUUAGAGCAUCCUGUAUACACCAUUUUGAUCGAUUUAAAAAGACUGCUGUUGCAGGGGAGUUUAGCAGAAGGUUAAAGACAAAUAAAACCAGAUUCACAAUUGGAGGGUGUUAUGCAGUUGAUGGUCAAACAAUGGUCAAGGCCAAGUUGACCAAUCAUGGAAAGCUAAGUGUCCUUUUGAAGCAUGAGAUUUUUCCCAAAUCAUUCGUCACAUUAUCCAGUGAGCUUGAUACCCAAGCCUUGCACAAAAUUCCCAGCGGUGAACAUUCGGACCUGUGGAUCGGACUAGAUCGGCACCCGGACCUGGACUAG
This is a messenger RNA of Lactuca virosa, 1182 nucleotides long. The record is from the annotation of a GenBank genome assembly. Lineage: Eukaryota; Viridiplantae; Streptophyta; Magnoliopsida; Asterales; Asteraceae.